CACCAGGCAGCAGUUUGUAGUUGAUUUAUUCUCUCUGAAACUCCUGAAACCUGCAUGACACUUGUACAAAGUGCGGCUGUGCGCAAAUGUUUUAUUCAAAACUUGUUUACAAAGACAAGCGCAGCACCCUGCGAUGCCUAAAAAAGCCAACCCAAAAUGACACAUUCCCAAGAGGUACUUAAAAUUCUUACAGCUCUAUUAACAACAAAAUCACAUGUAUUAGAGGUUCUGUUGACUAAACAAAGACACUUUAUAUUGUACAACUGACUACAGACGGGCUUUGAAAGCAGCUGUACGUGGGGCUCGCCGUGCGGCUGUCACAGUGCUGGUGAUGGUGAUGAGCACGGGGUCUUACCCACAGCCACAGGGAGGGCAGGGUUUGUCCUCAGUCCAUGGGGUAGCUCCCAUGGAGAAGUGAUUUUUCCCUACCAAGGUCCUCCGGGGCUGUGAUGGGCCAAAUGUGGGUCUGCAUCAUCGGUCCCUGCCUGGUGCCACAAAGCCACCUUCUUGCAUGCAUUGGCUGUGCUGAUAAGAGACCCAGGGGGUGCACCCCAAGUGAGACUGCCUAUGAGCAGGAAGGAAUAACUCCGAUUUAUUUUUCCCCUUCCAGACUGAGGAUCGGUGGCCCAGAUGAGUGUUUCAGCCGUGGGGGAGUAGAGAGGGGCUCUGAAGGACCAGGUGCAUGUUGGUGGCAAACAGAGCAGUUCUUUGCUCUGCUAUGGCCAUCUCCAUCCAGAGGGAUCUUCUCCCAGAACAGGUAACUCCCCUUGUGUCUUUUGGCACCCAAGUUCCGUAUUCUCAUAUUCAACAUGAAUAUAUUCAGCUCCAGGCUGAUGGAGAUAAAAAAGGAGUGGGUAAAUGUAUCCAUCUAGAGGGGCGGUUGGAUGGGACUAACAUUAAUAAGGCAGGAGAUUUCUGUUAAAUUAGAAAUCAGGCUUUCAGCCAAACCUUUUCAGAAGAAGCCUUAUAGGGAAUCAAACCCUGUCUGGAUCCAAUGGACAUGGGCAGACAUUGUGUCCCCCUGAGUCCCACUGCUGCAGGGACAGGGAGCCCUUGGCCACUCAAACAUCGCCGGCAGAGUGAGGACAACAGCCCCACAAAUCUCCCGUCGAUGGGGGCAGGCAGCUCCCAAGGCCGGAGGAAGCAGCGAGGGCUCUGAAUAACCCUAGUCAGCUGCCUUGUCACAGCCAGGACAUCACCAAAAGGCCAUGACCCAGCCUGGCACAUCCAGGAGGUGACACGAGUACACAGACAGCCCUGGGUUGGCUGGGCUCUGUGGGAUUAAUGCACCCAGCAUCCCUGGGGCUUCACCGAGGGCUCAUUCCUCAUGCAGCCCACUCUACACUCCACAGAUGCCCAUCUGACACUGCACCACAGCCUUGAAAUCCAUCCCAGGAUGCCCAGGCUCCUGGUUAGGGCUGUGACCUAACUGCUGCUGUUUUCACUGACGAUAAUUUCUUUGCCCUUUAUCUUACUCUUCCCAAGCUCCAAUGGGAUGUCCUUGCUCCUCUCCACCGUGCCAACACUGAUCCAGUGUUUGCUGUGGCCCCUUCAUCUGAGGAGGGAAACAGGAUAAAGUACGGUUGAGGUGUUGCUUUUUAAACUGCUCUGAAAUGAACAGUAAGCUGUUGAUGGUAUUUAUUAGGCAAAACGAGCAAUCCUCACCUGGAGUUGCCAGGCGGGUGGCAGAUGGAUUUGUUGGCGUUACUGUGGAAGGGCUCUUGGCAGGAGCUGCCACCCUGCAAUGCUCAGCCUCCCUUCUCCCAUUGAUCUCUGUCAUGGCGAAGGGGCCCUUGCGAAUUCGCCCUCUCGUGCUGCCUGGGCCGGCAGCCACUCGGAGCCCGCUUUGCCAACACAAACACAGCACACACAAACACUGCGGCCCCUCUCCAGGCCCGGCCAUCGCUCAGCACUGCCGGCUGGCAGCUCGCUCACUGCGCUGUGCCACCAGGAGCCCCUGCGGGUUGGUGGCUUCAGCUGCACCGGGGGAUGGGCGGCGGGAGCCUCUGCUUCACAGGUGGGGCCUCACAGGGCACCGGGGUGCUGAGGUCACGGGGAGCCCCGUCUGCCACAGCCCCACCAGCACCGCUCACAGACCUUCGGCGGCCCUGGUCACCUCACAGAUGCGAAUGUCACUGAGUGGAAAAGUGCUUUUAAAAAAACCUCUGUCUCAUCCAGAAAGGAGCAGUGUCGCAUUCUGCCUUAUUGCAUGUACAGGUAGCUCAGUAUCUCAGAGGGAGCCUCACUGCCAGGUCCAUCCAGAAGCGCAGUGGCCGAGCUCUUGUCUCACGUUGCUUCCAGACCCACAGCAAAAUAUGGAUGAUGACUCUGCAGCCUUGGCUUUAGUUUCCCCAGGGCCUGCAAAGGGCCACGUCUUCCCCUGUGAGUGCUGCACGGCCCCACUGACACCACUGGGACCUGCUUGGAGCCUGGGCCACAGGGGAUGCUCAGAGCAGGGCAUCUCACACCCGCCCUGGCCAUGGGGUGGCCAAGCGAGCAGGGAUUGCAGGCAUCGUGCGAUGCACCUCUGCACAUCACAGCAAAGGCUGUAUUGGACACAGAAAGCUCCAGAGGCAUAUUUGGGCUGAAGGGAUGCACUGGUGUGCCUGGAACCUAUUUGUGGGGCUAUCUGUAUGUGUAAUUAGCAAUGGAAGCAUAUUUUACAUUGCCACUAGUUAAGAUUUCUGCCAGUGUUCCCUGCGAUUACCCACAGGUGCUGGUUCUGGCUUCAGAAAUCAGCCACGUGAGCAGAUAACCACUCGCAGGGCAGGCGUGGGGCACAUUCAGAGCAGUGACUGCUCACCACAAUGAGCCACUGUGGGUGUGCGUCCUGCCCUGCCUGGCGUGCAGAUGCUCAGUGAGUAGAAGUUAAUGUAGUUAGACAAAAGGGAUCGGUUCGGGGGGAAAAAUCAAUAAUGUCAGGGAGUUUAUUAUAGGGUUAUGGGCCACCUGCUAGGACUCAGCAUUAGGCCUGCACUGCACUGGUUUUGGUGAGAGCUGAUGGCACUGCUCUCAGACGAGGCCGGUGCCAGAAUUAUUGUUUUAUGCCUCGGCAGAUGGCUUCUGCUCGGGGGUUUUAUCUUUGAGUGCAGACAUACGACUAAUCAUCAUUUGCUUUCUCUUUCUCUGCUAACGUAAGCCGGGCAGGAAGCAAUUGCCAGUUUGAUGGUGGUUCAUUAUUGCUAGGUUUAUUCUGUCUGAAACAGCACAGCAAGAGGCAAAGAAAGUACAAAGGAAGAGAAUCAACCCGUUAUCAGUGAGAUAUGCAGAAGGCUGGAUGCAGGAGCCUACUUUCCACUAACCUGUCUCUCUGUCUCUCCUUCAGAGGCAAUGCUCAGGUAUCCCAUAGAUAAUUCAGGGAGGCCAUGCAGCUGGCAUCUUUGGGUUGUAAAGACUGCAAAGGUCAAAUGUUGGGGAUGCAUUCAUCCUGCCUUACAUCAGGAUUGUUAGUCUGGAUAACAGCACCUAAGGACACUCUGGCAAAGGGAGCAAACAGAAACAUUGCCAGUCUUGCAGCACUGCUGUUCUCCGUACAUGAUAGAUGCGAUCCUCACUGGUGAACAGAUACCUUGGUUGUUGGUGGUUGUAGUGGACAUGCUGAGUCAGGGCCUGAAGCAGUGAUUGAGCACCUGGUGGGUAGACACGGCCAACCCAGGGGAGCUCAGGUGCAUGCAAUGAACCUGAUUGAUCAGCAGGGAUGGAGCCAGGAUCCACCCCUACCCAGCCCUCAUUUAACAGCUGGCAGGGGAGGUGGGGGCAUCUUGCUGGAGAUCUCUGUGUAUCUGAGGCUUUCCAAAGCACGAGGAGUCCACCUGCGGUGCAGCGGGACCUGAUGAGCCGCAGCACUCGCUGUUUGCUGGCAGGGCUGGAGAUAAGCAGCCCUGAUGUGACGGCACAGCAAUUGCAGCACCGGGUUAUUUCCUUCUCUGCUCCCUCCCCAUUGCCUUUGCCCUUCUCUCCACUGCUUUGAUGUAUCACAAACGUUGGAAGAUUUAGCAAACCUUAUGGAUUAGAGCCAGGAAGACAGCAAGAACAAAUUUAGAAUAGGAGGCAGAGAAUGUACCAGCUGAGAGGUGAUGCUGUCAAUCUCCAUGGAGACCUCUUUAGUUACAGCUCUGCUAAUUACUCUGUGGAAUUGAAUAGCGUCUGGUUGAAAGCCCAUCCAAGUCAAUGGAGAGUUUCUAAUUGAUGUGUAGCUUCAGCUGGCUGCACCUCAGCACUGUGAGGAGUGCAUAGGGCAAAGCUCCUGAGUGUGACUGGUUAUAACUCGCAUCUGUGGCUUCCUCUAUGAUGGUUAAAAUGCAACUGAAGGGGAAUCUGGGCCUUGCUCUGGUCUUCUGCAUGGGGCAGGAUCUCCUGAAAGAACCUACACGAGCCAUCAGGAGCUGAACUUGGAGCAGACCCACAGAAACAUCUUGGCUCCAAAUGCGCAGGCAGGACACUGAACAGGAGCCCCGUGUGCCCCUGAGAGGCCACUUCCAUGGCCCGGGAGAGCAAGGGAAGGGUCUCCACGCCUGGGCAGGGGAGGAAUGCAGCAGAAUGUCCAGAGAAAAGCCAGAGAUCCCCUCAGCUGCUUGGUUUUCUGGGUUGGAUGCCGCUCAGCUCAGAGGGGGCUUUGGGCCCAACCCCAGGGCAGAAGUUUGGAUCCAUGCACUACAGCUCAGGCUUGUCGCUGCUCCAAGCCAAACUGGCUUUAGCCACUAAUCCACUGAACAAUUUCCAGUUGUUAUCAAAAUCUACCAACUUCUUAACCACAAGUCCCUGAGCUGAUGUACCACCCCCCUCAGGUUCCAGUUCGGUUUGUUCAGAGGUGAUUUGUUUGCCAUGCAGAUAGGAACAAUGUCAAACUAACAACUGGAAAAAUAAAUAAUCUGCAUAACUUUUGAAGGGAGUGGUCAGGCUGAGCAGAUUGAGCAAAAAUGAAGGGAAGAGGAGAACAUGCUGGAAAAAUAUGAGAGCUGCCCUCGCUCCCAGCACUUUGUACCACCAUCUGUGCAUCAAUUCCUGCUUGGCAACUCGGCCGGAGGAGCUGUGAGGUUAGGGCAGAAGAAAGGCACUGAGCUAACUUAGCCCAGCGUGAGUACUGGGCUUGGCUUUGAAUUCAUUUCACCUUCAUUCCCUACCAGCCCUGCCGUCUGCCUGCCCCUUUGUGCUCUAUGGCUUUGUAGCUGUGUGUGCAGUUGCACUUUAAGUGUGGUGGGUACAUUUUUGGGUUAUCCCUACAUUUUCCAAUACCCUGCUGCCAGUACAGGGCUGGUGAAAAUCCUCAGAGUUGUUUUUUGGGUGGGGAAUGGGUGUUUUAAAUGCAGUAAUACAGCUGUAUCUAUGCUCAUUGAUGAACUGGGGGUUAAAUCUUUAAAACAGUGCUUAAUAAUAACUUUAAAUGGCUGAGAGGUUGGGUCAAAGAGUUGGGGAAUUAAACCUGAAAUGCAGAAGGAGCGAAAGACUUCACAAGCCUUAAAAUAAGAAAAAAGGAGCUCAAAUUUAAUGCGUGGCUGGUGGUAUCACCAAAAAAGGAGAAAAGAAUCCUUGCAGAAGCUCGGUCCCAGCCAGCAGUGUGCAAAAAGGCAGCUAUUACAAAUUAGCCAAUUAAAUGCAGCAUACUUCUGAGGACAAAGGGUGGCCCAAAGAUGUGGAUGGGUUCCUCAUGGCUGCUGUGAGCCGCAAGCUGUCGAAGUGCCUCACAUCUCAGCUCUGCUUGGCACUGCUAUGUGUUCCACUGAUACCCAAAGGGAGCUGAAUACAGGUGGUGAGCACCUGCGAGUCCCAACGGAAACCAAAUAUCACUGCCUUGGGCUCCUGCUGUGGCUCAGAGCAGGGGCUCGGCUUGCUGCUGAUGAAGGCCAAGGGUGUUUCAGAGGGAUAUUCAGGAAGCCAACUGAGUGGUGUCUUUUGGGCAGCGGAGCCACCAGCACACAGUGCGGAUCCCAGCUGUGCCCCCAGUGAUGGCAAACAGCUGCUGCUGUGCAACGUGGUCACACAGGCCCUGCUGCUCAGUGUGCAGAAAUCACACGCGGGUUGGGAUGGUGGGCUGCCGGCUGAGAGGGGAAAGGAGGGAGGAAAGGGGGAGUUCUCGGCCUUGCUCGGUUGUGAUGCAUGUGUGCUAGUGGCAAUAAGUGGGGAAAGGGCGAGGCUGGGCCGAGGCUCGGAGCAGGAAGGGCAAAGGCGGCA
Meleagris gallopavo (turkey) is the source of this 6171-nucleotide messenger RNA. NCBI's taxonomy places the organism in Eukaryota, Metazoa, Chordata, Aves, Galliformes, Phasianidae. The record is from RefSeq and is a predicted model, not a curated record.